Messenger RNA from Zootermopsis nevadensis, 2944 nucleotides. The record is from RefSeq and is a predicted model, not a curated record. Lineage: Eukaryota; Metazoa; Arthropoda; Insecta; Blattodea; Termopsidae.
AGUGAGCUGGAACAAACUGGAGAAGGGAACGGGACUGGAAAUGAAAUGAGGGAAAAUUUAAAUGAUAUGAAUGAUACCAAAAAAGUGGAGAAAUGUAGUACAGCAUUUGAAAAACAGUCCAGCAACUCAAAUAACAAGAGCCGAUUCCUACAUUCGCUGGAGAAAAAACUUGAAAAAUUCAGGUCAUCAGGUGACUGUAUUCCAUCAAUCAGUAAUUCUGGCAAAAGUCGUGUAGACAAAGCCAUUCACUCUCUGCGUGAACAUAGCUUAACACCUCGUGGUGGCGAUAUCAUUACUUCAGAAUCACACCUUUUGAAACGUGCAGUUUCUGUGAGUGAGUGUUGCACUGUUGAGUCAAGCUCCAAAAACCAUAAGCCAUUUGUGAAAGAAAAUGCUGCUUCGAAACUGGGAAGCAAAGUGACUUCUGUUCUAGGUUUAUUUCGGAAACUAGAAGAUACUCCAGGUAAAACUGGUAAGUUAUCGCCUCCUCGACCUUCAGUGUUAUCUCGUCUCAGACGUACUCAGUCAGUGUAUGGUGGCUCUCGGAGUGACAGUGUUUUAUUGGACCCUGGCGCAGAUAUCGGCGGGUCCUCGGAAUUCAAGCCUGUUCGUCCUUUACGUUUGAAGAAAGCUAAUUCAAAUUCUUCUGUGGUUAAGAAAAACCCUGUUGAAAGUCAUGCGACAAUUCAUAAGAAAGAUUUGGAAACUGGUAAGAAGACAGAGACCCAGUCACAGAAUCCAGGCUUAAAUAUGCUCGAAAAUAAAAAGGCAGCAGAGUUAACUGUUGAAAAUGUGUUGGGCAAUGAAGCAGCUGUUCAUAAUUCCAGCAACGUGCAAGAGAUCAGUAUAUCCGAACGAGGCAUUGCAGUAAAGCAGCAGGGAAGUGGUGUUCCAAAACUUAUAAAAAGAGGCAGUAUUAAAUCUAAAACAAAGAACAUAAUUGAAACAAGUAUCAAAGCUCAACCUAGAAGUGACCCACGUUCAGAUUCAGAUGCUAAAAGUGCACAUAAACUUGAGCUGGAUAAAUGCUCUAAGGAUCUGUUUAAUAUGAGGCCACUAACGGAAAGCAAUACGAAAUUAGUUCAGCCUGAUACUCUCACUGGAUUGAAGGGGUUGGUAGCAGUUGCACCAGAAUCAACUGAUACUCUUAUAGUGAAGAAACUGGAGACAUCUGUAGAUACAAAUGAGGGUUUAAGUUUGGUGAUGCAGGAAGUAACAUCGGCUGCGAAAGCAAUGUGUAUCCCCCAUGAUUGUGGAAAUAAAAAUGACUUUGUAAGAAGAGAAAAUGAUGCACAAGUUUCAUCUAAGAGUUGUGUUGACGCAGGUAAAGCAGAGGAACUGAAGCCGUGUACAAAUUCUGGAAUAUCGCCAACCACAGAUAAUGCAUUUGAUAAUUCACCUGUAGAUGAUUACAGUUUGAAUGAUGAUGAGGUAAAAUUUGCGGAUGUUAAAUGUCUCGAUUCACACUCAUAUCCAGCUGAUGAUUCAUCUGUGUUAUCCCCAGCAGAUGAAUCAGAAAGUUUCGAUUCAUGGUCUGUUUGCUCAGACGCCGAAAACCGCGAGUUUCCACCGUCACCUGUUCCUCUACCAGGAAAUGAUGUUGAAGAAAGUGUCGGUGAUAGAAUACGUAGGAAAAGCUUCUACUCACGAUUUAAUGAUGUUAAAAAGAGACAUAGAAAGUCAUCCCUCUCUCCUGUCGCCUGUCUUUCGUCUUCAUACCGAGAUACAGAUUCUCUUUCCUACCAACAUCAUCCACGAAAUUUCUCGAGGAAAAUGGACCAUCCUGCAGACUAUGCCUCUAUGUAUCACCUUCGGAAACCGUACAGAAGCCAGUCUGUGCUUGCUGAAAAUGAUUAUGAUGAUGGAUUAGCUACAUAUAGCAGAAGAUCAUCAGUUUCUCCUAGAUCACACCCAAGUUCUUAUACUGAUUAUGAUUUUAAACCUUUGAUUACAGAAAAUGUGACCAAAGACAUGAAUGGAUUUGUAGAUGAUUUUAGCUUGACUGAUCAGAAUUAUUUGCCGAAGCACAACCAGGGGACUUCGGUAUCAUCAGGUGAAGGCAUGCAGACCAGAUCGACUGCUGGAGAAAAUGUGUCUUUUCUUGGAGGCAGUGUGGAAAAACUUCGAAUGCCAAGGCAUUUUAACCAUAAUGUAAAUUUCAAUACUUCGCAAUAUCAGCCUUUAUAUUCAGAUACCAUAAGAAGGGGCAGUGAUUCUCGUCUUUCAAGGUCUACCGAGUCUGAUAUUGGAACUGCCAUUGUUAAGUCUCGUUUGCCAACGAUAUGGAAUCAGCAUUUGAGUGUGGCACCAGGGUAUGCCAGUAGCAGCAGCAGUGUUGCAGGUACGAGUUAUCCUGACGAUGCCGUGAGGUUAGGACUGGUCGCAGGGGAGACUUCGCCAUUACAUGGGAAAUAUAAUAGGUAUAACUCAAACAGCCCAUUGGAUGUGCCAUCCUCAGUGUUUAAUGGAUCGCCUACGACGACUGGAGAGAAUCUCUGGAUGGAAUCCGAAUGGCCAGUCGCCCCUCGCUGAUCGUACAACACAGAAUUGGGUCGGAGAACUUGGAGAUUGCGUAAAGAGCUAAAAUUUUGUGUGGAGGGAUGGAUAUAGCUAAAUGUUUUAUGUACAUCUGCAUGAAACAGAUGGAUUAAAGAACAAACUAUUUGUAUGCAUGGGAUUGGUAAAAGUAAUUAUAAAUACAAAUAUUUUGAUUUGAGUUGUGACAACCUUGCAGAGGUCCAUGUCCACAGCUGAUAUAUCAAUCCCCCCCCCCAUUUUUUUUACACUUUUACCAUACAAAAAAUUAUCUACCUAUAACUUUCUUCUCCAGUAUCCUCAACUAAUUAUCAAUAGAAACAAAUUUUUGUUAGAACAGAGCAUAAACUGUAUGGAUUCUAUUACAUUUGAAAUUUUAAAAUAAUUAUUAAAUACGUUUUUCACUGGA